Anolis carolinensis (green anole) is the source of this 1836-nucleotide messenger RNA. RefSeq names its product cholesterol 24-hydroxylase. NCBI's taxonomy places the organism in Eukaryota, Metazoa, Chordata, Lepidosauria, Squamata, Anolidae. Gene Ontology annotation, biological process: cholesterol catabolic process. The record is from RefSeq and is a predicted model, not a curated record. Gene Ontology annotation, molecular function: heme binding; iron ion binding; cholesterol 24-hydroxylase activity. The transcript has 12 exons. Bases 1 to 1281 code for a protein of 426 amino acids.
AUGGAUGUAUCCCAGGUGACCUGGAUCUUGCUAAGCCUGCUGAUGGCUUUGCUCCUUGCGGCUUUCCUCUUGUACGGCUCCUACAUCAAAUCUGUCCACAGAAGGUAUGAUCACAUCCCCGGCCCUCCAAGGGACAGGGCUGAAGAAUAUGGGCCAUUUGUGCGCUUAAAUUUUUUUCAUAAAAUUGCACUGUUAGUUAUGAGUCCUGAAGGAAUAAAGAUUCCCAGCUACAUCCAAGGUUUGGUAGGAACCUUUAAUGAUCAAGGUGAAGAGCUAAUGAAGAAGCUGGCGAAGCAAGCAGAUGGAAUAACCAAAGUGGAUAUGAUGAACCUGCUGAGACGAAUAACCUUGGACAUUAUUGCAAAGGUGGCUUUUGGCUUAGAAUUGAAGACUCUACAUAAUGAUCAGACACCUUUUCCACAUGCCAUGAACAUGGUCACAGAAGGACUGAAGAAUGUACGUUUUCCUUUCUUUCAGUAUCUGCCGUGGAAUAGAAAACUUGUGAAAGAGAUUCAAGAAAGUGUGAGGCUGCUGCGUCGUACAGGAAGGGAGUGUAUCGAACGAAGGCAAAAGGCCAUGCAGAAUGAACAAGAGGUCCCCUUAGAUGUACUCACUCAGAUACUGAAGACAGCAGCAGAAGAAGGUGAAUCUGAUAUUGAAAGUAUGCUGGACAAUUUUGUCAACUUCUUCUAUGCAGGUCAUGAAACAACUACUAACCAGUUAGCUUUUACCAUAAUGGAACUGGGACGGCACCCCGAGAUAGUUGCAAAACUUCAGGCUGAAGUGGAUGAUGUCAUUGGGGUGAAGAAAAACAUUGUCUAUGAAGAUAUUAGGAAACUCAAAUACUUAUCACAGGUUCUCAAGGAAUCCUUGCGGUUGUAUCCACCAGCGACAGCCACUUUGCGUUGGACAGAAAAGGAAAACAUAAUUGAGGGAGUCAGAAUUCCAGCAAACACCUCGCUGAUUUUCUGUAUGUAUAUUAUGGGACGCUUGGACAAGUUUUUCAAAGACCCUCUCGUCUUUGAUCCCGACCGAUUUAGGAAAGACCAACCAAAGCCAUAUUUUACUUAUUUUCCAUUUUCCCUGGGACAUCGGUCCUGUAUUGGGCAGAAAUUUGCAGAGAUGGAAGCCAAAGUGGUGAUGGCCAAAUUUCUGCAGAGGUUUGACUUCCAGCUGGUUCCACCACAGAGUUUUAAAGUUUUGGAUGCGGGAACACUGAGGCCCUUAGAUGAGAUUGUAUGCAGAUUAAAGCCACGCCAUCCAUGUGGCUGUGAAGAGUAAACGAAAUACUAUGUUCAAUGUGUAUUACAGUUCCUUCUAGAAUGUUUUUAAAAGCCAUUUCUUUUAAUAUUGUUUAAAUUACCUUUCAUUGCCAUAUGAACAAAAUUAAUAAUACCUUUGGAUUUAUGUAUAGAUCAAUACUAAUAGGACUGCAGUUUUCAUUUUGUGCCAAAAUUAGCGCACACAAAAAUCUCUCAGACUACAUGUGCAUCUACAUGACAUUAAUGCAGUUUGAUACCACUUUAACUACCAUGGUUCAGUGCUAUAGAAUCAUGGAAGUUGUUGUUUGGUGAUGCAUUGCACUCUAUGGCAGAGAACUCUAAAGACCUUGUGAAACGCCACAUCCUAUGAUUCCAUAGAAUUAAGUCAUGGCAUUUAAGUGGUGUUGAGCUGCAUUAAUUUUACAUUAUGGAUGAAUGCUAAGAGAGGUAAAUUACCCAAAGACUGUGUAUCUCUUGUGGGUUCUGUAGAACCAAUCAUAAAUUAAUAUUGGAAGAAGAAUCACAAACAGGUUGCCCUGCUUCAUAUAUAUUUGAAAUGAUUAAAAAUGCAAAA